Trachymyrmex septentrionalis is the source of this 1443-nucleotide messenger RNA. RefSeq lists its product as uncharacterized. The record is from RefSeq and is a predicted model, not a curated record. The annotation marks the transcript as partial. The transcript is spliced from 4 exons. NCBI's taxonomy places the organism in Eukaryota, Metazoa, Arthropoda, Insecta, Hymenoptera, Formicidae.
UUUCUUUCGCUCGCCGAGAAGCGAGACAGGGCCCUCUCGUCGAGGUCUCGAUCGCGCGAUCGAUGUCUGCCCUCUCGAAGGUGCUCGAAGGCAAGCAGUGGCGUCGGUCGACUUUCGUCGGGACUUGUUUGGUCACCCCCGUGGGGGGACGGAAUGACGGACGGGUGACGGCAUGACGCAUCUCGCGUAACGACAUCACGCAAUCCGCUCCGGACUCCGGCUUCACGAAAAUAAUUUCGGCGCUCCUCGCCGCGGUAUUUCGUACGGUGUUCCUCAUCGUCGGUGCUCGCGAGACCUGAUCCCGUUCCUCGCGCAUCCUGUCCUGUCACCUGUAUGGCCCUGUGACACCCAGCUCUGCGCGGUCGCGACCCGAAGAUGGCCCGGGACGCAGGCGUCGUCUACCUGCUGAUCGUGAUCGCGCACCUGUGCUCGUGCGCGCGUUACGGCAGUUAUGAUUACAAUCAUUACGUCGAAUAUAGCCUCGAGAACGAAAAGAUAUGCCAUGUCCUGAACAAGAAGCACAUGCUCGACAUGCAACACGGUGCCGCGGCGAUCGUCAUGCCGCAUCACAUGUUCGAUCACUGGGUCGUCAAGGCCAAUCGCAAUUGUACGUUCGUUUUCCGGACUGGCAAAAACGAGGGCCUCUUCGCAGUUGUUCAGAAGAUGUUUCUUCGUCGCGACGGCGAUCGGUGUGUUGAUUACAUACGGUUCAAGAGGAGCGAUGGUUUUUACACAAGCAAGUUCUGUGGAGAGAUAGACCGCAGCCAGACAAUGUACCUUCCGGUUCCUGAGCCUGAAGACAAUUUGGGUAACAUAAAUGAUAGCCGGUCACCUAAUUAUGACAUAUAUGCGGAAUACGAUCCUGUUAAAAAAUCGAAACUGUGGUCUAUUCGAUCGGACUCUGCUAUGAUAGAAACCGAAAUAUUCAUUUCCAAGGAAAGAGUACCAGAUGGACAGUCCCUGGAUCUUACAAUAGUUUAUACUCCAUACAUGAAGUGCGAUCAAGCAAAUUCCGAGCACUACCAGGCGGUCGGAUACAACAACUGUAUUCGGAAGGAGUACAUAUGCGACAAGAUUUACAAUUGUCCUUUUAGUAUAUGCUCGGAUGAGGUAAAUUGCGUGGUCAAUGAUCGAUAUCCCAAGGACAAUACUGCCACAAAAGUCACUGUAGGAGCAGUCACCACCAUGAUCCUCUGCUUCAUCAUCUUCAUUUUGUGUCUAUGGGUCUGUAAGAAAUCACAAAAGUUGUGCUGGUCGUCGGAUUGCGCCGGUCCGAACGUGUGCUCACGGCCGGUUUCCUUGCCGGACGCAGACGGAGGUCAGGGAUCUAAUCGCGCAGUGCCAACGGCCCCCAUGUUGGAAGUCGCGAUGUCCUCGCCUGUCGUGGACAAAGAUUUACCACCCAGUUAUGACUCGUUGUUUCCCGAACAAAGUAAUCCUGCC